GCUCUGCCAUAGGAAUAUGGGCUGGCGCAAGAAUGCGUACUGUUUAUACAUAAAUUAGUGAAGGAGUUUAAGGUGUUGUAAACAUGUAUUCACUCAAGAUGGUUCACAGUCUAAAUAAGGAGCGUACCCUGGGCAAGAAAGGUGCCACAGGAGUUACUGGUGGUUCCGGUAGAGGCCACACUGGGACGAAGUGUGAGGCCCGGCAGAUACCGAGUAGCGGCGGAUCUGGAAGUGCAUUGGUCGCCGGCCACUGGGUGGGAAAUAUGGAACCCCAAGAAAUACAUGCUGUACACAGCUGCCCCUCCAACUUCAAGUACACUGGAACACAUGAGACUGGAGAACCGUGGGGAUUUGAACCUGGCCCCAGAGGAGCUGUAGGUCUUUGCCUCUGCUGUCACAACCAUGGCAUCGCUGCCCAAACUAUGGGCCAGGAGCAUGUCUGCCUCUUCCACGCCUGUCAGUGUCACAACUCUGUCUUUUUCUUGGAACCUUGCAAGGCCUUGCCUACUAUGACUACCCUGAAGAGGGAACAGGGGGCACAGAAUCACCUGACUCUUGGUAUGAUCAAGAGCAUGGCUAUUGCUCCCAGGACUCACCUCUAUGUCAAGAAUAUGGCCAUGGAAGCAGCAGUGCACCAUGGGAAGAUGAACACUAUGCCCCAGCCACAGGCCUGCCCUUGCUACAUCCCCAGUCAGGGGAUACCCCCAGGGAUGUUGCUGUUAAGCCAUCCGCCAGAACUUACAUUUCUGCCCUGCGCUCCAGUGACCACAGAGCCACCACAGAUGUUUGCUAUUUGUGGUCAGCCCCAUGGGCCCACUCUUCUGCCUGGCACAUGCUCAAGACUGAUCCUUCAGCCUUGUGCCACCCUUGACCCUCGUCUACUGCAGCCACAGGUUCUGGGGAAGGUCCAGAAAGGCUCUGAGCAAGAUGUGGUUGCUGCCUCCGAGUGUCAGCGGAAGCUGGAGGCUGCUGAGGCACUGUUGGCUCUGAAAUACUCUCGCCCAGUGCCAACUGACUCCACCACUCUGGCCCAGCCCUGUGGCCCUCCAGCUCCUGCUGGAGAAAGAACACUGCAAUCUCCCAUUCCUGCUGAGUGCCCCAGGCCAGCCACCUCCAACUCACUGCCUGGUGGACAUCUGGGCUGCAUCUGAGUUAGGAUCCCAAAGGAUGAGGCAUGGUUAGAGCUGCCUAUAUGAUUUGCUGUUUUGAAUUGCACAAUCAUUAGUGCUAAAUGAGGAACAUCAUUUGUUAGAGCAUUUUUUAGACUUCAGGCAUUUUUUAGACUUGCAGAGCCUUAUUAA
This is a messenger RNA of Oryctolagus cuniculus (rabbit), 1301 nucleotides long. Lineage: Eukaryota; Metazoa; Chordata; Mammalia; Lagomorpha; Leporidae. The record is from RefSeq and is a predicted model, not a curated record.